Messenger RNA from Neurospora hispaniola, 1894 nucleotides. RefSeq names its product major facilitator superfamily domain-containing protein. The coding region runs from base 285 to 1793 and encodes 502 amino acids. Gene Ontology annotation, molecular function: transmembrane transporter activity. The record is from RefSeq and is a predicted model, not a curated record. Lineage: Eukaryota; Fungi; Ascomycota; Sordariomycetes; Sordariales; Sordariaceae. Gene Ontology annotation, biological process: transmembrane transport. The transcript has 4 exons. Gene Ontology annotation, cellular component: membrane.
CACUUACAAGUUACCCUCAUACACCCCUUGUUCUUAUUUUCCAUGUGCUUGGGUAUGAAAGACCGCCAACCCUUAGGUUUGUCUUUUCGGACUAUAAGGACCAGAGCAUCCUCAUCAUGGCCCCUUUCUUUGCGUGUCCUCUUUUCUCUCCAGGGAAUCGGCGGCCCCUUCCAUUCAGUUAUCUCCAGACGAUUGGCACCUUCGCACCAACCCAACCGUCCUUCACUUCAACACCUAUCUGCACCUCAUAAGUAGAUCGGACAUUCUUACAGUCAUCACCCACCAUGGCUGCCGACCAUGACGCACCCGUACGGGACGUCCCGACUACUGAGAACUCCAGCGUCAACAACGAGAAGGCCGUUCAUCCCGAGUACACUGAGGACGUCGCUCUGGAAAGUGCCGGCUGGGAUGAGCAAAGAACCAAGAAGCUACUUCGCAAGAUCGAUAGCAGGCUACUCCCCUUCCUUGCCUUGUUAUACCUUCUAUCCUUCCUCGACCGUACAAAUAUCGGCAAUGCCAAGCUCGAGCUCCUUACGCAGGACUUGAAGCUCACCGGCCUCAAGUACAACGAUGCGUUGGGUAUCUUCUUCCCCUUCUACGUCCUCGCCGAGGUCCCCUCCAAUAUGGCCAUGAAGCGUUUCCGCCCGUCCAUUUGGAUCCCAUCCAUUAUGAUUGCGUGGGGUGUUUGCUGCACCCUUAUGGGCGUUGUCCAAAAUUACCAUGGCUUGAUGGCAGUGCGGUCUUGCUUGGGUCUUGCUGAGGGAGGUCUCUUUCCUGGUAUCACCUACUACAUUACAAUGUGGUACAGACGUCACGAGUGCGGUUUCCGCAUGGCCAUUUUCUUCUCCGCUGCUACCGCCGCCGGUGCUUUCGGUGGUCUUCUGGCUCGCGGUAUACUGGAGAUGAAGGGUGUCGGUGGCUACAAUGGAUGGCGCUGGCUCUUCAUCUUGGAGGGUAUCUUGACUUUUAUUAUCGCCGUCAUUGCCUUCUUCGCCAUGUACGACUACCCUCAGACCGCCAAAUUCCUCAAGCCUGAGGAGCGUGAAGAGAUCGCCGCCCGUCUCAAGCGCGAUCGUUCUUCCCUUGCCGAUGAGUUCGACAUCAAGUAUUUCUUUGCAGCCCUCAAGGACUGGAAGAUCUGGGUCCACAUGUUCAUCACCAUUGGCGUUUACACUGGCUUGUACUCAUACUCGCUUUUCGUACCUACCAUCAUCAACAGCAUCGGUACCUUUAGCCCCGAGCAGAGUCAGCUUUUGACUGUCCCGCCUUACGUGGUAGCCUGCCUUUUCUGCAUCGGUGCCGGCUGGUAUGCCGAUAAACUCAAGCAGCGUGGUAUCUUUAUGCUGUUCUUCAUGGGCAUGGCUAUCAUUGGCUUGAUCAUGUUGAUGGCUACCAGGACGCCCGCUGUCCGUUACCUCGGCUGCUUCUUCCUCGCUUCGGGUAUCUACCCCAACGUUCCCCAGGGUGUCGCAUGGAACGGCAACAACAUUGGUGGCUCGCUCAAGCGCGGUGUUGGCAUUGCCAUGCACGUCGGUUUCGGAAACCUGGGCGGUGUCAUCUCGUCGUACCUCUUCCUCGCCAAGCAGUCUCCCCACUACUACCAGGGUUUUGGCACCCUUCUCGGCUGCCAGGUCAUGGCUUUUGUCCUGUCGGCCUUUAUGACCAUCUACCUCAGGCGCGAGAACGCUCGCCGGGACCGCGAGUACAAGCCCCCAAGCGAGUACACUGAGGAGGAAAGGAUUGCGGAGCGCGAGAAGGGUGAUAAUGCCACCUUUUUCCGGUACACUGUAUAGAUGGAGUGCUGUGUGGACUUUUUUUUUUUUUUUUUUUUUUUUUACUGUUUACGACUGGUUCUGGUCAGAAUGGGAGGUAUGAUGUAACGGGUCACGGAAUG